AACUGUGUGUCAUUGCUGUUACUAUCAUCCAGCAAAUUAUUUCCUAUUAGUUUACUAAAUUAUUAUUAUAUUUGCAAUUUGCAUGCCCAUACAACAUCAUUUGUAAACAGAUGACUUAUGGGAUAAACAGCACAAUCAACUGGAACACUUUUAAUGAAUGCUAUGGCCAUGUUAUAUUUAGAAAUAUGACAGAAAAUAGGAAGAGAUCUCGAGAAGAGGAUUCAUGUGAAUUUAUGCCUCUAUCAAAAAGGAUAAAUAAUUUGCAUAUCAACAAUAACUUGACCAGUACAUUAUCUCAGUCUUCAGAUUCUAGUCAGAGCAGUGCCAUUGCUAUAGAAAAUGGAAUAUCGUCGCCUAGUCCAUUAUCUGAUUCAGAAAGAAGGCCCAGUUAUGACCCUGGAAUCAACUCAUCGGAGAGUAGGUAUUACUUCGAAAAUAAGUUACUUUUCGAAUUACACUUAGAAAGAAUACAAAGAACUGGACAGCAAUUCCCUUUUUAAACUUUAGGUUAGUGUAAUUUUAUAAGUUGGGUACCUACCUGUAUUGUUACGCCUAAUAUUAUUAAUUAUAUUACACUAAAUAUGUUAAUAAAUUUUGUUUAAA
Molecule: messenger RNA, 603 nt
Organism: Pararge aegeria (speckled wood butterfly)
Lineage: Eukaryota; Metazoa; Arthropoda; Insecta; Lepidoptera; Nymphalidae
Exons: 2
Coding region: 111-500 (129 amino acids)
Source: RefSeq, a predicted model, not a curated record